Triticum aestivum (bread wheat) is the source of this 3173-nucleotide messenger RNA. RefSeq lists its product as uncharacterized. The record is from RefSeq and is a predicted model, not a curated record. The coding region runs from base 1 to 1776 and encodes 591 amino acids. Lineage: Eukaryota; Viridiplantae; Streptophyta; Magnoliopsida; Poales; Poaceae. The transcript has 13 exons.
AUGGCGAGGGUGUUUUCAUUGUCGUGCCUCGUCUUCGGGCACAUCGAUGACCAACAUGCCACCACACUGUAUAGCGUUUCGGACGGCACGCGCCGCCCCUGCGAGGAGAUGGAGGAGGUGCUGCGCGGCAAGCGGAGCUGGGUGACAUCGCGCGGCUGGCUGCUCCUCUGGGACCCGGCGACGCUCGCCACCAUCCUGUGGAACCCGCGGGCCGCCGCCUCUGAUGGUGACAAGAUCGCGCUGCCGCCGCGGGCUUCGCCGCCGGCGUCAGGCACCGACGGCGCGCUGUCUGGUGAGCCCACGGAUCCCGGCGGCUGCACGAUGGUCGUUCUCGAGCGGUAUAGGUCGAGCUCGGAUGAAACGACCAUGUGGUACUGCCACGCCGGCGGCACGCCGUCGCCGUGGGACAGGUACGUGUACGACCUGGGCGGCGUGCGAACCCCGUGGGGCAAAUUCGCGAAGCGGUUCAUGUCUGGCCUCGCGGCGUGCGGCGGCAAGUUCUACUGGUCGGUCAGGGCGGCCGAGGUGGAUCUCGCGGGCAAGAGGUUUAUCAGGGUGGGCAGCAUUGGCGACCGGGCCAUCCUCGCCGGCGGCUCGAGCUACGCUUUCGCAGGCUGGUGCCCGGCCAACGAGUUUGGGCAGCUGCCCAACAGCGUGUACUGGAUACACCCCUACGACGGCCGCAUGUACGUGUACGAAGUUGGAUUCAAUACGGAGGAAGGGGGCGCUCCUGUCCAGAGACCUAGCCGCCUCCUCUCUCCCUCCCUCCCGCGCGCCUCCUCUCCUCCCCCCGCCUCCCGCAGCCACAUCGCCGCCGCCGCCACCAGCCUCCCCACUCGGGCGAACCCCUCUCCUCUUCCCCCGCCUCGCCUCUCUCCCUUCCCCCGUCCAAACCCUAGGCCCGCGCCAGCCAGCCGCCGCCGCCGCCGCUCGCCCAGGCCAUCCUCCCGCUGUGAAGGAAGCGGCCAGAGAGGAAGGGCGUCGCCGGGUGUGCGCGUGCCUCCGCGGAUUCGUGCCACGGUUGCCGGAGGCGUGGGCGCCGUGGGUCAACCGCACCGGGGAGGAUGGGGGCGCCACAAGCCUCGUCGGAGGUCGCCUCUCCAGAUCGGUGGAGGCCAAGGGCAAGGGCAAGGAGGAGGGGAGAAGAAGACCUUCGGCCAGCUGCGGGAAGCCGCCGCUGGCGUCCUCCGCGGUAUCCACCGGCGCCGGUGGCGGGCAGAAGCGCAAGUGCCACGACCACGCGCACUCCGAGAACGUCGCCGGCGGAAAGUACGGCGCCUCCGGUGGCCGCUGCCACUGCUCCAAGCGCAGGAAGUCCCGGGUUCGGCGGAUGACUCGCGUGCCGGCAAUCAGCACGAAGGCGGCAGAGAUCCCCGCGGACGACUUCUCGUGGCGCAAGUACGGCAGAAGCCGCCUGUGGAGAAUGCCCUGGACUCAGCAGUUGACGCAACUCGGUUGAGCUGCGGUGCACUAUAUUUAGCUGAUUUUAUUGGGAAGUGGUGGAACCAGGGAGGUGGGAAUAAUUUCAGUAUUAAAACUGUGGGGGAAAGCAGACACGUAGGCGGGGGCGGCCGCGAGAACUACGACAAGCGCAUGCACUGCCUGUCCAAGGAGGAGGUCGUCGUGCAUGCGCGGAUGCGUCGCCGGGCCCAGUUCUCCUGCCGCACCUUCCGCAACAUCAUCGUCCUCUCCAUCAUCACUGAGGAACAUUAUUUAUCGAGUUUUGGAUCAGAUGCGGGGAUUUCUCCUGAACUCCACCGCCUCAAGCUGUCGUAGUUGGUGUUGUCCGUGCUGGAUUCGAUUGACCUACCAUUGUCUGCUACCGUGAGAGGUAGGUCCGCUGCGGGUGCUCGUGCUUCUGGUUGAUUCGUCCUGCUGCGCCGGUCUUUGUUCUGCAGGGCCAUGUCUGUUGGUGCCACGAAACGGCCGUGGCACUGCUUGUGUGAGCCACGACGGCGCUACCCGCGCGCCUGCCCUGAAACGCUGCCGCGAGCCGAGCCGCCGGCGUUCAUCUGGAGAAGCGCGGGAAGAAGAAGAUGGGUUAGAUGUUCAACGAAAUGAUUCUUCGGCAUCCAAGCUAGGUUUAUAUGGCAUCAAAGGCCACGGCGCAUGCUGUACUGACAGAUAGUUCAGUCCAUCGUAACCAUAGUGCCCUCACCAUAACAUGAACAACAGAGGGCCGGUGCGCUCACCAUGACCUUGAUGGCACAACGGAAGUUCGAGUCCUCUGCAGAGAAGCAUCCAGUGGCGGAGGCUAUGAGGUUGCAUUCUUAUUUCUCCUAGGACUAUGUUUAAACAUUCAACAACUCCGGCCAACAUAUGAAACAAGGCCAAGUCUCGCAUGGGGAUGUAGCCCAUCCUCUGCUUGCUUCCAGCAUGGCGCCGGCCGGAUCCACCUCGGCCACAACCACGACACUGACAUUGGCAGCCAUGUGCUUCUUCUCCAUCACCACAAAAUGAGAAUGCAAGGCACAAGCAAGGGAAGACCAUCGCUUCGCUCCUCUGGGCCGCCGCUGCUCCAACCCUACUGGACGCCAUGCAAGUAACUUUUUCCCGCCUUGCUGGAGGAGAUGAAGCACAUGGCAAAGCAGGAGUUCAUUGCGCACUUAAGAAGAGGAGGCGUCCUGGAGCGCGGUGGAGGCAUUUUGGGCGUGGAGCAUGGCCCGGAGCAUGGCCUUGCGGUUCCUGGAGCCUAGGGAGGCCAUGCGAGAAACCUGGGGCAGCAAGGUACUGCCUCUUGCUGCUCCUCCCCCAUGUCUGUAGCUCGCCUGGAGCUCCCCCAUGCCUUGAGCUCGCUAGAGCAGAGGCCUGCGGAGCGCUCCCUGGGGCAAGGCCUGGGGCGAUCUGCAGGGAGGAGCAGAGGCCUGGAGCUGCGGGCAGAAGAGGUCUGGAGCUGCAGGGAGGAGCAGAGGCCUGGAGCCAGCGGCGAGAUCUGGAGGCGACGACGAGAGGAAGGAGUGAAUCACGAGGGAGAGGGAGGAGCGGAUCGCCAACUUUUGAAUUGUAUAAGGAUGUAAUUGAAAAAUGAUGUUUAGUUCAAAAUGUGUGUUCGUUGCGACAGAUAUUUCGGGAGGGAGAAAGUACUAUUGACAUAGAUACACUUUAUUUAUCAAGGAUUUUUGUAUAUCAUAUUAUCACAGGAAAAUGAUCUAUGUAUGCACUUUUUAUGGUCA